AUGUGCCCGUUCACCUCGCCUGAGUCAGAGUCGGAGUCAGGUGGCGACGAGGCUGAGGGCGGGGAGUCGGAAGUGGACAGCCAAGUCAGCGAUCCGAGCGUGGAUGCAGACUCGCUGCCACCCGUGAACAUUCACGAGCGCCCCACAAGGCAAACCCGUGGGCGCCGCUGGACCGUACUGGAUGGCAAGGACAAGGUGGAUGAUGAGGACUUCUGGGGUCGCGCUGACUUCGAAGACGCCUCCUCCGACAGCGAGUUCCGCGCGGAGGAUUCAGAUGAGGAGACGGAGGAUUCUGACCUCAGCCGUGCCAAGGACAGCGAAAGUGAGGAGGAGGCGGAAAUGCCUGCCGAGGAGGGAAACAAGAGAGCGGCGAAGAUGAAAGCUCCCUUUCCCGUGGUCAGGCCGCGCGUGCCAGCCCCAGCGCCCAAGGCGCCCCGGGCACCCCGGGCGCCCCGGGUGGUUCGGGUGAUGCCCCCGUCGGACAGGACCCUUCGGCAGUCCACCCUGGAGCAGCGCCGGGAGCGGCCUGACGACAAGGCCGCGAAGUCGGGCGUGCAGCAGGCCUGGGCUGUCCGUCGUUUUGGGGAAGACAUGAGUGUGAGAACCCAGCCGUAA
Messenger RNA from Effrenium voratum, 615 nucleotides. The record is from the annotation of a GenBank genome assembly. NCBI's taxonomy places the organism in Eukaryota, Dinophyceae, Suessiales, Symbiodiniaceae.